Colossoma macropomum (tambaqui) is the source of this 3467-nucleotide messenger RNA. RefSeq names its product gamma-aminobutyric acid type B receptor subunit 2. The record is from RefSeq and is a predicted model, not a curated record. Gene Ontology annotation, molecular function: G protein-coupled GABA receptor activity. Bases 1 to 2676 code for a protein of 891 amino acids. The transcript is spliced from 19 exons. Gene Ontology annotation, cellular component: membrane; G protein-coupled receptor heterodimeric complex. Gene Ontology annotation, biological process: G protein-coupled receptor signaling pathway; gamma-aminobutyric acid signaling pathway. NCBI's taxonomy places the organism in Eukaryota, Metazoa, Chordata, Actinopteri, Characiformes, Serrasalmidae.
AUGGAACGCCACUGGAACUUGCUGAAGGCUCUAAUGAUGUGGGAGCUGCUGUGGUUUCCCUGGUCAUGCCUGUGCCAGAGGAGACAACAACUGCCCGUGCUGUGGAUUAUGCCUCUGAGCAGUGAGCCAGCGUGGGGCAACGUCACAGCAGAGGUGAUGCCUGCAGUCCAGCUCGCCCUGCAGCACCUGGGCAAGCAACCUGUUCCUUUACGCAAUUAUGAGCUUCAGUUCCACUUUGCAGACUCCAAGUGUGACAAUGCCAAAGCACUGAAAGCCUUUUUUGAGGCCAUAUUCUAUGGUCCCAAACACCUGAUGGUAUUUGGAGGGCUGUGUUCAUCAGUGACGUCUAUCAUCGCUCAGUCUCUGAAGGCCUGGAACCUCCCACAGCUGUCCUUUGCUGCCACAUUACCUGCAUUAGCCAAUAAAAGAAGAUACCCAAACCUCUUCCGCAUUGUGCCGUCAAACAGUGCAGUUAACCCAGCACUGGUGAAGUUCCUUAGUUAUUAUGGAUGGAGGAGGGUGGGCACUCUGACCCAGCUGGAGGAGAGGUUCACUGAGGUGCAGAAGGACUUGGCUGAGCAUCUCAAACAGGCUGGAGUUGAGCUAGUGGAAACACAGCGGUUCUCUGGUGACCCGUGUGCUGCUAUAAAGACACUAAAAGAAAAUGAUGUGAGGAUAGUGAUUGGUCAGUUUGAUGAGUUUUCAGCUGCAAAAGUCUUCUGCUGUGUAUAUCAGCUGGACAUGUUUGGCCUUAAAUACCAGUGGAUUCUCUCAGGCUGGUCAGAGACGAGCUGGUGGACACACACUGGCACCUCCAGCUGCUCUGCUCAGAGUGUACUGAGUGCAAUGGAGGGUGCCGUCAGUGUGGACUUUGAGACCCUCAGUUCCCGACACAUCAGAGGGGUGUCAGGCAGAACACCACAAGAAUACAAGCAGGAAUAUGACAAAAGGUGCAUGCUGAAAGGUCUGGGUUCCAGUAAGUUCCAUGGCUUUGCAUAUGAUGGCACCUGGGUGGUGGCUAAAGCUCUGGCUCGGGUCAUGGAGACGCUGAAGUACAGAGAAAAGUACAGCGUACAUCGCAACUUUACUGUUACUGAGAAAGAGAUGGCUAACAUGAUACUGCAAGCCAUGAGUGACACAAGGUUCUUUGGUGUGACUGGGCAGGUAAUGUUCCGCAAUGGUGAGAGGGUGGCAACAAUCAAAUUUGCCCAGUUUCAAGCUGGUAGAGAGGUCCAAGUUGGAGGAUACAGCAACAUUACAGACAGGCUGGAGUUUGCCAGUCCCAUCUGGUUCAAAGGACAUGAGCGUACUAGGGACCAUACCCACGUGUAUCCUCAGAGGAUGGAGAUCAGCAUGGUGCUCUACAGUAUUUUAGCAUCCAUCUCCAUGUUAGGCAUUCUCACAGCAAUUACCUUCCUCUUCUUCAACAUCCAGAACUGCAGUCACAGGGUGGUCCAGAUGUCCAGCCCUUCACUGAACACUCUGCUAAUCCUGGGAACUCUGUUAUGUUACUCGUUCAUCUUCCUCUUUGGAUUGGAUGGUUCAUAUGUGCCUGAAGGAGUGUUUGAUGCUCUGUGCACUGUCAGAAUAUGGCUCAUAGCCAUUGGACACUCAACAGCUUUUGGGGCAAUGCUUGCCAAAAUAUUGAGACUCCAUGACAUCUACAAGAGCAUCAGCUUUCAGAAAAGGAACAUAAAGAACUGCACGCUUAUUGGAAUAGUCUGCGGUCUGCUGCUGGUGGAUAUGUGUUUCUUAUUUAGCCUGCAAGUUUUGGAUCCUUUGCAAGGAACAGUGGAGGAGUUCAGUUUGGAGUUUGAUCCUCAUGGUAGAGAUUUUGCCAUUCGGCCAUUUUUGGAGCACUGCGAGAACAUUCAUAUGAACAUCUGGAUGAUGAUCAUGUACCUUUAUAAGACUCUGCUAGUGCUGCUUAGCUGUGUCCUGGCCUGGAAGACACGACACUCAAACAUGCUCACUCUGAGCCUCAGCGGGUGUACUCGGAUCAGCGUGUGUAUCGCAGGCCCUUUAAGUGUCAUUGGUGCCUUUCUGGCUUUACUGACCAGAGAUCAGCCAAAUAUGCAGUUCUGCAUUGUGGGUGUCGUCAUCAUCACCUGCUGUUCUGUCACUCUGAGUUUGGUCUUCGUUCCAGAGAUAAUCCUGAUGAGGACAGACCCUGAUGGAGUGUCCCUGUCUAAGCAGUUCCACUCUGCUGAAAGAGAGAAAGAGAGUGAACGAGUGAGUGAAGAGAAGGAAAGCACCAAGCAGACGGACUCCAGUGCAUCCAGCUCUAUGACACUGAUCAGCACAGCUCUACUUGACCUCCUACAGUCAGACAAUAAACAUCUGACCAUGUGCAUCAGUGAGCUAGACAUGGAGCUGGAGGAACUGACCAGGCAACUGAGGGAACUGAGCACUCUCUCAUACACAAACAUGGUGAACAUGCAAGACUCUGGGGAGCAGACAGGCAGAGAGAAAUGUCAAACGCUUCCAGUGGGCUGUAGUGGCAGCAAAGACACAGAAGACAUCAACUCUCCCGAACAUGUCCAGCGGAGACUGUCACUGCAGCUGCCUAUUCUUCACCAUGCCUACCUGCCCUCUAUUGGAGGAGUGGAUGCCAGCUGCAGCUCCCCUAGCAGCCCCAGCACACAGCACAUAGCACUUAGGGGCCACUGGCACUAAUGGGUCUACAAGCCAGGCUUCUGAAUCUGAGUCAUCAGAGUCUGGCAGGUUUCGGCUCUCAACGUGGCCAACAUGAAACUGAUUGCUGCUGGUGACCAGCUAGCAUUUUGCUUGAUAAACAAAUGUUUGGUUAACAUCAGACUGGUAAAAACUGUGUAUACCCACAGCAGCGUGAACAUCCAAUCAGAGUGUGAGAAAAUGCCAGCAGUUUUGACCAUUUUAGGGUAAAAUAAACAUCAGAUGGUUCAUGUUGCUCUGUGGGCAGAGUGUCUGGUGCUGAUGAGGCUAUGGCAUUAAUGGGACCAAAGCCCAAGACCCCACAGCAUCCUGCUCAUGUUCAUGUAUUUCACUAUAAAAAUGCACUUUGUGAAAAUUUCAUACAGAGUUUGUCUUCAAGGGCAUAAAUGUCUUCUGUUUAAAUCUUUAACAUAUUGCAUAACAUUCAUUAUUUCCAUACUCAUUGGCCCAUUAACUACCACUACUGUGCUGUUAAGGACAGCCAAACAUGAUAGCAAACAGACUUAAGAGGAAAGCUUGAGUGAGAGAGAAGGAUUUUGCCUGCUGUUAUGGGCUGAAUGGGUUAUGUGCACUAUAUCAUCCAUUUUUACCAUUUGUUCAUGUUAACAACUUUUUUUUCUGUUUUAAUGAUUUAGUUCUGUUGGAGUGUUUCUCCUUGCACACUCAUCUUUACGAUCUGCACAAUAAUUAAAUAUAAUGAUAUAGUAUGGCUUGUUUAUACAAACCUCUAAAUCAGAUAUUUCAUUCAAACGCCUGCAUUGCUAAUGUAACCG